CAGGCCUGAGCGGCGGGGCGCGGCGCCCGGGCCCCUGGGGAUGCGGGACCGGCUGCCGGACCUGAGGGCGUGUAGAAAAAAUGACGAUGGGGACACAAGUGUUGUUGUUGAGAAGGACCAUUUCAUGGAUGAUUUCUUCCAUCAGGUUGAGGAGAUCAGGAACAGUACAGCUAAAAUAGCUCAGUACGUUGAAGAAGUAAAGAAAAACCACAGCAUCAUUCUUUCUGCACCAAACCCAGAAGGAAAAAUAAAAGAAGAGCUUGAAGAUCUGAACAAAGAGAUCAAGAAAACUGCUAACAAAAUCCGAGCCAAGUUGAAGUCUAUUGAGCAAAGUUUUGACCAGGAUGAGAGUGGGAACCGGACUUCGGUGGAUCUUCGCAUCCGGAGAACCCAGCAUUCCGUACUAUCUCGGAAAUUUGUGGAAGUUAUGACAGAAUAUAAUGAGGCACAGACUCUGUUCCGGGAGCGGAGCAAAGGACGGAUACAGCGUCAGCUAGAAAUAACUGGAAGAACCACGACGGAUGAUGAGCUGGAGGAAAUGCUGGAGACCGGGGGCCCUUCUGUCUUCACGGCAGACAUUAUAUCAGAUUCACAAAUUACUAGACAAGCUCUCAAUGAAAUCGAGUCUCGUCACAAGGACAUCAUGAAGCUGGAGACCAGCAUCCGGGAGCUGCAUGAAAUGUUCACGGACAUGGCCAUGUUCGUGGAGACCCAGGGCGAAAUGAUCAACAACAUAGAAAAAAACGUGGUGAACGCCGCAGACUACGUAGAGCAUGCUAAGGAAGAAACGAAGAAGGCUAUUAAAUAUCACAGCAAAGCUAGAAGGAAAAUGAUGUUCAUUGUCAUUUGUGUAACUGUUUUGCUUGUGAUCCUUGGAAUUGUCCUCGCAACAACGCUGUCAUAGCGAUGAUGUCCUGAGGGCCACUCUCCUUGGAGCCAGACCACAGCUGCAGCAGGUCCACGCCUCCCGUUCCUUGCCUGAGCCCCAGGCGCUGUGACGUAUGGCGCUGGGUGCUGAUCUUUUCUUAGUGAAGGCGAGGGGAAAACUCGACGGGAUGCAUCGUGCAGGGAGGGUCUGUGAGCAGGAUGGGCAUGCCCAGUUACCCCCAACGUCCCUGGACUCGGAACAGCACAUCACCAAAAUGUAACAAUGUGAAACUUAACUUCAGUGGCCUUAAAAUAAGGAAUUAUUGAAAAUUUCAAUUUUUUUUUUUAUAUUUCAGUGUUAAAAAUACAUGUGAAGUUUAAUUAGGAAUACUUUAUGUUAGGAAGGUACUAGAUUUCAGGUCUGAGCUUUCCUUCCCCACCCCCUCUCAGCUAACAUGCUAAUUAAGAGUCGGUUUUGUACUGUGUUUAAUUCGUGUUUGUUUGGUGUUUGCAACAAAAACGUUUAUCGUCACAGAGCUGUUUUGUAAGAUAUCUAUAAUUUUAAAUGUUUAUAAAUUGUUUAAUAUAUUAACAUCUUAAUUUACUCCAUUUUUAUAUAUUGAAUAUUGCCUUUUGAAAGAGUACCCGUAAUAUCAAUAGAACCAGCUUUGCACGGUUGUUUACAGUUUGCCUUUGGCAAAGCACAUGU
Neomonachus schauinslandi (Hawaiian monk seal) is the source of this 1576-nucleotide messenger RNA. RefSeq names its product syntaxin 2 (gene STX2). Gene Ontology annotation, cellular component: presynaptic active zone membrane; plasma membrane; synaptic vesicle. The coding region runs from base 41 to 904 and encodes 287 amino acids. The record is from RefSeq and is a predicted model, not a curated record. The transcript is spliced from 10 exons. Gene Ontology annotation, molecular function: SNARE binding; SNAP receptor activity. Gene Ontology annotation, biological process: synaptic vesicle fusion to presynaptic active zone membrane; exocytosis; intracellular protein transport. Lineage: Eukaryota; Metazoa; Chordata; Mammalia; Carnivora; Phocidae.